Exophiala mesophila is the source of this 3015-nucleotide messenger RNA. RefSeq lists its product as uncharacterized. Lineage: Eukaryota; Fungi; Ascomycota; Eurotiomycetes; Chaetothyriales; Herpotrichiellaceae. The coding region runs from base 35 to 2764 and encodes 909 amino acids. Gene Ontology annotation, cellular component: MutLalpha complex. Gene Ontology annotation, biological process: mismatch repair. The transcript has 3 exons. Gene Ontology annotation, molecular function: mismatched DNA binding; ATP hydrolysis activity; ATP-dependent DNA damage sensor activity. The record is from RefSeq and is a predicted model, not a curated record.
GCUGUUGACCAGUAUUUACUUCGAUGGCCGGACGAUGCCCAUCGAAGCUCUUCCAGAGAGCACCUCACGUGCCAUUGGCUCUACUCUAGUACUCGGAGACGCCAGGUCGGUCGUGAAAGAGCUACUUGAUAAUGCACUCGAUGCUCAAGCUACCUCGAUCAACAUUGAAAUCUCGACUAAUACCCUCGACGUAAUCCAAGUCCGUGACAAUGGAACUGGGAUCGCAGCCCAGGACAGACCUCUCCUUUGCAAGCGUGGUUGCACCUCCAAGAUCCGCUCCUUGAAUGAUCUGAGCCGGCUUGGAGGAACAUUUCUAGGCUUCCGUGGCGAAGCUCUUGCGAGCAUUGUCGAAUUGAGCAAGGCCGUCAUCAUAACCUCUCGUCUACACGGAGAAAUGGUGGGUACGUCUCUAGAGUUUGAUUCCUCGGGCACCUCAAGUUCGUCAUCAGCUUCUCAUCCACUCGGUACAACUUUCCGUGUUCAAAAUUUCCUCCAGGAGAUCCCAGUCAGAAGGCAGACUGCCUUGAAACAUGCAGCCCGGACGUUGCAGUCGGUCAAAGCCAUGCUGGCAACUUAUGCUUUUGCCCGUCCACGUGUCAGGUUCUCCUUCAAAGUUCUCAAAGCCAAAAGUGACCAGGCCAAUUGGACUUAUGCCCCUGGACCCAAAGAUACUCUACUGGACAUUGCAUCGAAAGUCGUUGGGAAAGAGAUCGUGUCAAGCUGUACUAUAGAAUCGGCCAAGGACGAGAGCCUUGUCGAUUCGGAGAAUGGCUGGGAACUUGAAGCAUUGCUUCUUUUGCCAGGCACGGACAGCAAAUCCCGGAAUCUCGGUAGCUACAUCUCGAUCGACGGUCGACCUGUGGCUUCAAAUAGGGCAACGAUCAAGGAGAUACUCAAAAUCUACAAAAGAUAUUAUCAAGCUACUAUUUCUACCUCAUCCAACCUCUCAUCUUCGAAGCUCUUCAUCUUCUUACGGAUAAAUUGUCCUCCGGAGAGUUAUGAUGUCAAUAUUGAACCCGCAAAGGAUGAAGUCCUAUUCUUCAAUCCUAGUCGCCUUCUCUCUUUGUGCGAGGCCUUGUUCCAAAAGGUAUAUGGCCGACUCAAAGAUCGAGAGGUUGACUCCGCACUUAGCUCUCAAGAUCAUUCGACAAAGCCAACGAAGAAUACCAUGCUUUCUAUCGCUGGACCACAGGGGCUAUCAGGACAUCCGACCAUAUUUGAGAUACCAAGCACCCCCGCAGCUGACUCUCCCAUUGACCAAGGAGUCAUGUCCGGUCCCUUCACAAUCGCAGCCAUGAAGAACAGAGUCUUGCCAUCAAGCAACGACACUGCACAGCACGAGAGAUCAUGUAAUCUUUCAAGCAAUAGAUUACCCGACGAUUUCAACAAUGAAGAUGCCCGCUUACCGACCACUCGAAGAACCAGUUUAACCGAAAUUCAACCACCUCAAGUCUCACAACUACUAUCACCCAGCCCUUCUCCAAUCAUUGAAUCACGCUAUCAGAAUCCAGGGCCCCCGAUGAGACGCAGAGCCAGAGCCACGAGUGGUGUUGAACCUCAAGAUUCUGAUUCACCACAUCAGCAGGCAACAUCUCAAUCAUCUUCACGGAGAACAGUACUACAGGCGUGGCUUACGCCACAAACACAAAAGCGCCGUCCUCCACUACCGAGCCCGACAAGGUUGCCGAUCUCCGGAAGCUCUCGUGGCCUGAGCGAUCAACACGAUAGCAUUUUGGGAUCACCAGAGCCCACAGAAAAUCAGAGGACGCUUGCAAAUGAGGUUCUUCAUGUUGGUCAAAGGCAGAAGCCCUUCGUAAUUCCAUUCAAGGCAUCAUCGGCUGGUCUUGCUCGGGAACAAAGUACAGCUAUGACGGCCAUCUCACCAGCGGAUAGUUCUCAGCUCAUCAAUGAGACCACAUCAACCGGUUCCCCAAGCGAGCAAAGUGAGCCUUCACAGAGGAGGCUAUCGCUGCCCCUGACACAGCGUACUGUUCAAGAUAAUACCGAGUUACAAGAGAUUAUGGAUUUCGAGCACAGAAAGAAAGCGGCGAUCGCAUAUCAACGGCGAACAGCGCUCGGUCAGCCACCCAAACCCAUCUCUGACGUUUUGGGGAUAUCUCGCCGGGGUGGUGAGUGGGAGAGCAUCGCGUCUGAAGAACAAGCGUCAAGCUUGCAACGCACAAAUGUAAUGACUGCAGAUCAAGAUGCUUUCAACGAACGCUUUGGUCAACCACAAACGCGGCCAUCGAAAUCUCCUCAACCCCGAAGCCGACAUACUCCAGUGAACAUGGGCAGCUCGAUGUUGACACCACGAUUCGAAAGCGUACAGCAAGAUUCCGAUCACCUCACACCAGCCAGGAGCCCAUCUCCAGUAUCAUCAUUCCUCUCGUCCAAUGAUCCCAGAGCAUACUUGAUACGCACACGACAAAGGUCCACAACCAACAAGGCUUGCCGGAUUAAGUCAACGCAGCUUCCUCUUGAAACCAUACCCGAUGAAUGGUCGACACUCCCGCUGACAUGCACUGUUGAGUUAGAGGAGGGCGUCGACUCGAUCAAAAACCUCGUGCAACUCCUAACGACGGUUGAUACGUAUGUGAGCCAAGGCGCGAAUACAUAUGUCCAGUUCCCGAAACUGGACAAAGCACAAGACUGGCAAGAGAAACUGCGUCAGAUGAUCACGACGCAAUAUCACAGUCAAGAUGGAGGAGAUAUGAGGACAAUAUCGAAAAGCCUUGCAAUUUCUCUGACGAUCAUGGAGGAGUGACCAGCCCUUUGUAUCUCAUGCAUGAGUGACUGCACUUUGAUUUACGUUUUCGUUUUGUCUGGAUGACCGAGUUUAGUCUUCCACGGAGCAUGUACGAAAGACACGACGAGAUGAGCUACACCACACUAUCUGGAGAUGUCAACGGAGAUGACCAUUUAUGAGAAUGGUUCAAGGAGUCAGUUUUGAAGGUUAAUUUGCAAUCAGUUCUCCCAAGCGAUAGAGAGUAGCAUUGUGAUACUGAUAUAUGUACA